Messenger RNA from Lonchura striata (white-rumped munia), 829 nucleotides. It is a transcript of the gene KXD1, whose product is annotated as KxDL motif containing 1. NCBI's taxonomy places the organism in Eukaryota, Metazoa, Chordata, Aves, Passeriformes, Estrildidae. Gene Ontology annotation, biological process: lysosome localization. Gene Ontology annotation, cellular component: BORC complex. The record is from RefSeq and is a predicted model, not a curated record.
UGCCCGCGGGGGUCGCGUCCCUCCCGCCCGGCCGCUCUCCGGCACUUCCGGCUCGGCGCGGUGACGGCGCGGGGUCGCGCCCCACGUGACUGCACACCCGGAAGCGGCGCUGCCGCCCCCGGUACCGGGACCGCUCCCGUCAUGUGAAGCGGCGGGACGGGCUCCCGCAGGCCACGAUGGAGCCCACGGCCUCGCAGGUGUUCUGCGGGAGGGUGCUGGGCAUGGUGAACGCCGAGGACGUCAACGCCAUCAUCCUAGCCCAGAAAAACAUGUUGGAUCGGUUUGAGAAGACCAACGAGAUGCUGCUCAACUUCAACAACCUUUCCAGCGUGCGCAUGCAGCAGAUGAGCGAGCGCUUCCUGCACCACACCCGGACCCUGGUGGAGAUGAAGAAGGACCUGGACAGCAUCUUCCGGAGGAUCCGGGCGCUCAAAGGGAAGUUGGCAAAGCAGUACCCAGAGGCUUUCAGCAACAUCCACGAGUCCCCCAUCCUGGAGGACGACGACGACUUCGACCCCGUCCCCAAGAGCACCACGACCACCAUCGCUACCUCGGAGCAGAGCACGGAGUCCUGUGACACCAGCCCCGACGUCAUCUCCCCUGCCACCAGCCAGGAUUUUGAGGAUUUAUCCCAAGGCCACUACGACGGCCCGGCCGUGAACGGACAGAGUCUGACAGACGAGGACACGGCCAGCGGCCUGGGCUAGGAGCCACGUCCCACCCCGGAGAACUUUCUAUCCUCUAUUUAUAGCUGUGUGUCGCUCUUUUGGGUUUGCUUUUUUGCUUUUGGUUAUUUUUUUUUUUUUUUUUUUUUUUUUUUUUUUUUGGU